Patiria miniata (bat star) is the source of this 1628-nucleotide messenger RNA. RefSeq lists its product as uncharacterized. The record is from RefSeq and is a predicted model, not a curated record. NCBI's taxonomy places the organism in Eukaryota, Metazoa, Echinodermata, Asteroidea, Valvatida, Asterinidae. The coding region runs from base 377 to 1285 and encodes 302 amino acids. The transcript has 6 exons. Gene Ontology annotation, molecular function: calcium ion binding.
CUCUUUGGUCAUUGCACACAGAAGAAAAGCCUGUGAAUAACAGCUUUGUGCAGAUUGAGUCCGAAAAUACUGUCCCCUUAUUGAUAAGUUGGUGGCAACGGGAGUAGGGCUAUAGCAACUGCAUAAUACCAGGCAUGCGGGACUAUCUAACUGCAACAGUAAACAUUCUGUAGUCGGUGAUUUUUCAUUUCUGGUCGGACUAUUGAUUGUUGUCGUCACCAAACUUCAAAGAAGAGUGAUUCACGUCCAUUUUGUAUCGGCGAUUGGCGAUGGUUUGUAAAGAGAACCACAAACCGAACUGAACUCUCAAAGAUACUCGAGUGAAUUGUUGACCUCAAAACAGAACAUCGGGGACGGAAAUACCAAGAGGGCUUGCAUGUACAGUAGGCCUAUUCAACUUGUGUCUUACUUCACAACAGAGAAAGAAUACACAUAUCUUCAGAGGAAUCUCAUUAACUGUUGGAAGAAAUUUAAGUAUAUCCGGGAUUUUUGUUACGGACGAUACGGCAUGACGGACACGGCAGAAGUCAACGGUGCCCAGCCCGACGGGGUUACGGAUCCCACCCGCUCACAGAAAACCUCGGAGUUUGUCCUCUUACUCAAAGACAGAGAGGCUCUGAAAGCAUCCCUGGAAGGGAAAGAAAAGGAACUCAACAGCACAAAAGCAAGGCAUUUUGAACUCCUUCAGCAAGUCGACAAAUUAGAAAAAGAGCUUUCGGAGUUAAAGACAUUGAAGAAAGCUGAUAAAGACGCUAGGAAGUUAUCGGUCAAUGCACAGUCGCAAUCUACCAGCCCUACUGGCACGCCAGUCUCUACGCCCAAGGGUGGGAGGAAAGUUCGACCGAAGACUGCCAAACACGCCAACUCAAGACAGAAACCAAGAAAGGCUGGCAAACCUCCCACGAUAGAAGUCACCUCAGCAUCAGAAGCGACCAAAGAAGCACAUCUCAAAGAUACAUACAAGUAUUAUGAGGAAAUUGCAUCGACAUAUCCACAUUUAAAGUUGUCCGUUUUACUUGCCGCAGAGAAGAAAUUCGUUGAAGCUGAUGUCAACAAAGAUGGGACCAUUGACGCCGAUGAACUAGAAGCGAUAUUAGAGUCCAGCAGUUUACUGUUCACUAAACAGCAAGUGCGAGAUAUCGUGAAACAGAUCGAUAAUGAUCAGUCCAGUGAUCUGGAUUUCAUGGAAUGCUUGGCGGUAAUUGACCGGUUACAUCAAAACAAAAAGACGAACUUGCCGACAACACUUGAGCAAAAUAAAAGCACAGUGUGUGUCAUCCAGUAGGCCUCAUCAUGGCGUGUUCCGUAGAAGUGUGCCGCCUGUGGUCGGGUGCAGGAAGUUCAGACUCUGUGGUUGAGCCGAAGUGUUUAAAAUGCCGUUUAGUUUUGAUAUAAUAACAAGAAUGGACGAUCAGGUGACUACGUGUCACGUGGUAUGUGAACACUCGCAUACAGGCUGCUUUAAAUGUAGUAAAAAUUUGGCAUUUGGCAUAAGUCCAACGCCUCAUAGGUCCGACGCCUCAUAAGUCCGACGCCUCAUAAAUCCGACGUCGGAAAAACGAGGCGAAACAGUUUUUGGGGCAAGGGCCGGGUCGACGCUACGGGCGUAAAUUGGGGGGAGGAGGGGG